UUUAUGAUAUCACAUUGCUUUUAAAAAGCUUACCAUCAUUCAUUUUAAACUUUCUUUUUUUGCCAAUAACAAUACUUUUGCAUCAUGUUAUCGUGGUUGUUUUUUAUUACGACUUUGCUUUUCAUUUUGAAUUCUGUUCAUAGUGAUAGCAAUUAUAAUCAAGGCAAAGCCAGCUAUUUUAGUGCUGGUCAGUUACAUUUAAUUAGCAGUUCGGUUACAGCACAAUCUAAACAAGAUGUACUCUAUUCGCUUUUACUUGCUCAAUUGGCUGCUAAUGCUAAAGUUACUCGAACUUCUAUUAGUGCUUGGUAUGAAAACUAUGAACAUCUUUUACCUAAUAUUGCUUGGGUGACGUCAUCUGCGAGAAGUUUCACUCUAUUUAUUCCCACCACUGAUCAUAUCUCUCUCAAGUCAGUAAUUACAACAUCAUUAGCAGGUCAAAUUAAUCCAGAAUUACAGGAUAUAUUAAAUCGUGCUUUUGAUAAAAUUCAACAUUUAAAUCCAACAGAUCGCAUCAUUGAUGAAUUUACGAAAGAUGCAGGUGAUGGUAACGUAUAUAAUUUACAAGUGCAAUCAGUAAAUGAGGUCAAUGGUGACUUAACAGUCCUUCAAUUGUAUAUCACAUUAACUACUACAGAACGUACUGAAAGUGAUAUAUUUUUAUUACAUGAAUAUGCGAAAGAUAAAGUUCAAAUUCAAGUGGCUUAUGAAACUAAUACUCUCAACAGUGGUCUAUAUCAAACGAUUCGUCAAAGUAUUAUUGACAAAUUGGGACCGGAACGAAUUGCUCGUUAUAUUUCCAUGAUUUUCGAUGAUGAAUCGAAAAACUAA
Messenger RNA from Adineta steineri, 831 nucleotides. The record is from the annotation of a GenBank genome assembly. NCBI's taxonomy places the organism in Eukaryota, Metazoa, Rotifera, Eurotatoria, Adinetida, Adinetidae.